CACAAUCUGCAAUCUGUCAUUGCGCUUACGUAUGGCGUCAAAAUAACAAAGCUGCUGCUGCUGUGUUUACUAGACCUCGUUGAUGAGCCCUGUAAAUAAUUAAUAACUAACUUAUAUGCGCCUAUUAGUGUUCGAGUGGUCACUUCCAUAUACUCAUAGACUACACAGCAGCCACACGAUAAAAUGAGUGGCCCUCGAAGCAAUAUGUCGCAGAUGAACGGAAACAAUCGACGACCGCCCAGCAACACCAAUAAUCUCAAUAGAGUUCCAUCAAUUGAAAAACCAACGUGUGCUCAACAUGAUGAUCUCAUCAAAUACAUUUGCGAAUCAUGGAACAAAAUAUCACAGGAGGCCGACAAGAGCAGCAACAGCAGUACCAUUAAGUAUUAUUGUGAGCAAGAAAGUCAUAUGCCCAAAGACUUUGAACCAUUUAAUCUGGAAGCAUACUGGGGUAGGAAGGAAGUACAAAAAUUGCAACAGCCUCAACACUCAUAGCAAAUUUUAUUUAUUUGGGAAUUUGUUUUGAUUUCCAUUACUUCCAAAUUUCGUCACUUUAUAUCAUGUUUAUUUCGAUUGAUUUUAAAUAAUUUACAAGCAGAAAAUGAUGAGGGAAACAUUCUAUUCAACAUUUUUGUAACUAAAUUGACAAAGCAUCAUAAAUAAUCACAUUAUUUGUUACACUUAGCUGUUUUAAUCCCCUUUGCAUUUCACUUUUAAUAGUUUACAACAAUUGGUUGCAUUUUUUAUAAGUCUACAGUAUUACUCCAUGUUUAUUUUCUUUGCUUCAAAUUAAAUCAAUAAGUUGUCAAUCUUUUACGAAAAUGUUGAAUAAGAAUUGAAGAAAAUCAAUAAAGACAUUGAUUGUUGAUCAAAGACAAACUUUUUAUAUCAAGGACAUUGUUUGAUGAUUAUGGUUAUUGCCUAGCCAAUACAAUCACAGCGUGCGGGCACUGUUGUUUAUUUUCGAAGGCAAAAUAAACACGACAAACUGUAUGAAACUAUUAUACACUACAAUAUAUUGUAUUAUUACAAUUGGCGAAUAAUACGAUGUAACUGAAUGAUAGCGAUUUUUAUAAAACACUGAUUUUUUCCAUUAUUUAUAUCGAUUCUUGAGUUAAUAUUGAUUGUACAAUACACAUUGUUUUAAGCCA
Dalotia coriaria is the source of this 1151-nucleotide messenger RNA. RefSeq lists its product as uncharacterized. The transcript has 2 exons. The coding region runs from base 184 to 495 and encodes 103 amino acids. The record is from RefSeq and is a predicted model, not a curated record. NCBI's taxonomy places the organism in Eukaryota, Metazoa, Arthropoda, Insecta, Coleoptera, Staphylinidae.